UGAAUUUGCCAAGCUGGGAGGAAAGAAGAAAGGGAGGGGAGGGGAGAAUCGAGGACUGCCGGCCUAGCCAGGCCGAGAAUGCAAUUGCCCUGGCGGUGGGAGCUGGGCGACCCUUGUGCUUGGACUGGACAGGGUUGGGGGACACGCAGGAUGAGCCCCUCGACCACUGGCACCUUCUUGCUGACAGCUUUAUUAUUAAGCCUUGCUGAUGGCAUAAGUGGAACAGUUAACUGGAAGACCAAACAGGCCAACAGUUUUAUUAUCGGCAGAAAAAUGGCUGUUGGGAAGAAGCAUGUGUACACCAUCUUCUCGAAGGUGCACUCUGAUCGGGACGUGUACCCAUCUGCUGGCGUCCUCUUUGUUCACGUUUUGGAAAGAGAGUCUUUUAAGGGAGAAUUCCCACCUUACCCCAAACCUGGUGAGAUUAGUAAUGAUCCCAUAACAUUUAACACAAAUUUAAUGGGUUACCCAGACCGACCUGGCUGGCUUCGGUAUAUCCAAAGGACACCGUAUAGCGAUGGAGUCCUCUAUGGGUCUCCAACAGCUGAAAACGUGGGGAAACCAACAAUCAUUGAGAUAACUGCCUACAAUAGGCGUACCUUUGAGACUGCAAGGCACAAUUUGAUAAUUAAUAUAAUGUCAGCAGAAGACUUCCCGUUACCAUAUCAAGCAGAAUUCUUCAUUAAAAAUAUGAAUGUAGAAGAAAUGCUGGCCAGCGAGGUUCUCGGAGACUUUCUUGGGGCAGUGAAAAAUGUGUGGCAGCCGGAGCGCCUGAACGCCAUUAACAUCACGUCAGCCCUGGACAGGGGGGGCCGGGUUCCGCUCCCUAUUAAUGACAUGAAGGAGGGCGUUUAUGUCAUGGUUGGUGCCGAUGUCCCAUUUUCUUCUUGUUUGCGAGAAGUUGAAAAUCCACAGAAUCAAUUGAGAUGCAGUCAAGAAAUGGAGCCUGUAAUCACGUGUGAUAAAAAAUUUCGUACUCAAUUUUACAUUGACUGGUGCAAAAUUUCACUGGUUGAUAAAACAAAGCAAGUGUCCACCUAUCAGGAAGUGAUUCGUGGAGAGGGGAUCUUACCUGAUGGUGGAGAGUACAAACCCCCUUCCGAUUCUUUGAAAAGCAGAGACUAUUACACGGAUUUCCUAAUUACACUGGCUGUGCCCUCGGCGGUAGCAUUGGUCCUUUUUCUAAUACUUGCUUAUAUCAUGUGCUGCCGACGGGAAGGCGUGGAAAAGAGAAACAUGCAAACACCAGACAUCCAACUGGUCCAUCAUAGUGCUAUUCAGAAAUCUACCAAAGAACUUCGUGACAUGUCCAAGAAUAGAGAGAUAGCUUGGCCCCUAUCAACGCUUCCUGUGUUUCACCCUGUAACAGGGGAAAUCAUACCUCCUCUCCACGCAGACAAUUAUGAGAGCACUAAUAUGCCAUUGAUGCAGACACAGCAGAACUUGCCACACCAGACUCAGAUUCCCCAACAGCAGACUACAGGUAAAUGGUAUCCCUGAAGAAAGAAAACUGACCGAAGCAAUGAACUUGUAAUGCAACAAUAUAGCUGUUAUAUCGCUUAUUUCUUCUUUCUUCCAAUAAUGCAUGAGCUCUUUUGGCGUGUGGUGUGCAUGUCAACAGUAUUAAGUAUGUACCAAAUAAUACAAUAUAACUUUCAUUUUGCUAAUGUAUUUCUUUUGUACUUAAAGCAUUUUUGACAAUUUGUAAAACAUUGAUGACUAUAUAUUUGUUACAAUAAAAAGUGAUCUUUAAAAUAAAUAUUAUU
Molecule: messenger RNA, 1766 nt
Organism: Artibeus jamaicensis (Jamaican fruit-eating bat)
Lineage: Eukaryota; Metazoa; Chordata; Mammalia; Chiroptera; Phyllostomidae
Gene: SGCE
Product: sarcoglycan epsilon
Exons: 12
Coding region: 79-1500 (473 amino acids)
Cellular component (GO): sarcoglycan complex; membrane
Source: RefSeq, a predicted model, not a curated record